AUGACAGUUGAUUCCACUGAGCAAUACGGUUUCGGUACCAAGGCCAUUCACUCUGGUGCCCCAAUCGACCCCCACACCGGUGCCGUCAUCGAGCCAAUCUCGUUGUCCACCACCUUUGCUCAAUCUGAGCCAUCCAAGCCUCUUGGUAUUUACGAGUACUCUCGUUCCGCCAACCCUAACAGAGACAACUUUGAAAUUGCUGUUGCUUCUUUGGAAGGUGCCAAGUACGCAUUGGCCUUGUCCUCUGGUUCUGCCACCACCGCAUUGGUCAUCCAAUCCUUGCCAAUCAACUCCCACAUCAUUUCUGGUGGUGACGUCUACGGUGGUACCCACCGUUACUUCACCCAAGUUGGUAACACCCACGGUGUUGAAGCCACCUUUGUCGGUAACUUGGUCCAAGACUUGAAGGCCAACCUUAGAGACAACACCCGUUUGGUGUGGUUAGAAACUCCAUCCAACCCAACCUUGUCUGUCACUGACAUUGCCAAGGUCACCCAAAUCUUGAAGGACCACGAAGCCGAGACUGGUAACAGAGUCUUGUUGGCCGUUGACAACACCUUCUUGUCCCCAUACAUCUCCAACCCAUUGUCCCACGGUGCUGACAUCGUUGUCCACUCCGUCACCAAGUACAUCAACGGUCACUCCGAUGUUGUCAUGGGUGUGUUGGCCACCAACGACGACGAAUUGCACAACAGAUUCAGAUUCUUGCAAAACGCCAUUGGUUCCAUUCCAUCUCCAUUCGACUCGUGGUUGGCCCACAGAGGUUUGAAGACCUUGCACUUGAGAGUCAGACAAGCCUCGCAAACUGCCCAGAAGAUUGCUGAGAUUUUGGCUGCUCAUCCUUUGGUUUCCAAGGUCAACUACCCAGGCUUGAAGUCUCACCCUAACCAUGACGUUGUCGCCAGACAACACAGAGACGGCUUAGGUGGUGGUAUGAUCUCUUUCAGAAUCAAUGGUGGUGCCAACGCUGCUUCCGUGUUCACCUCUUCCACCAAGUUGUUCACCUUGGCUGAAUCCUUAGGUGGUAUUGAGUCCUUGGUCGAAGUCCCAGCCAUCAUGACCCACGGUGGUAUUCCAAAGGCCGAAAGAGAGUCCAACGGUGUGUACGAUGACUUGGUUAGAGUUUCUGUUGGUAUUGAAGAAACCGACGAUUUGAUCGCUGACAUCAAGCAAGCUUUGGAAAAGGCUGCUGCUUAG
Suhomyces tanzawaensis NRRL Y-17324 is the source of this 1197-nucleotide messenger RNA. It is a transcript of the gene CYS3, whose product is annotated as cystathionine gamma-lyase. Lineage: Eukaryota; Fungi; Ascomycota; Pichiomycetes; Serinales; Debaryomycetaceae. The transcript has a single exon. The record is from RefSeq and is a predicted model, not a curated record. Gene Ontology annotation, cellular component: cytoplasm. The coding region runs from base 1 to 1197 and encodes 398 amino acids. Gene Ontology annotation, biological process: transsulfuration. Gene Ontology annotation, molecular function: pyridoxal phosphate binding; cystathionine gamma-lyase activity.